Messenger RNA from Clonostachys rhizophaga, 639 nucleotides. Lineage: Eukaryota; Fungi; Ascomycota; Sordariomycetes; Hypocreales; Bionectriaceae. The record is from the annotation of a GenBank genome assembly.
AUGUUCUCAAUCACCGCACAAUCUGGCACCGACAUCUGGCGCAAAGCCCCCAGCACAGAUGUCUUCAACGGUAUGAUCCAUGUUUUGAGCAUCAUCACAUACACUUUAGUUAACCAGAAGAAUGAUGCAGCGCCCACUGUGCCUGGGCCAGAUAGUCCUAUCGGGCCCCUGGGAAGCUUUGUAUCGGCGUCGCUGACGUUUCGCGUGCCUACGGUAGUCCAGUAUGACCAAGCAGGACUGCUUCUUUCCUUGAACCUGGAAAAUGCUACGGAGGCACAGAAACCUCCUCCAAAAUGGAUCAAAACAGGAAUUGAACUGUACAACGGUGUCCCGCGACUUGGCACUGUUGGGACUGAUGCCUGGUCUGACUGGAGCAUUGCCCCAAUCACCAGCAAUGAUCACACUGACGGAAAGGCAUGGACCACAGUUUCGGUUCAAAAACAAGAAGAUGAUCUUGGUUUGAGCCUUUGGGUUUAUCAACUGGUCGGAGAGGACAAAGUGCCACUACGAGAGAUAAAUUGGCCAUUCGGAUAUGGAGAUGAUUGGACGCUGAGCGUGGACGCAUAUGCUGCCAAACCUGGAAAGGGGAAGCCUCUGGUCGCGGACUUCAAAGACUUUCAAAUAGUUUGGAAGAAUUGA